AUGGUGAGACUUUGCAGCUGGGGCAGUCGUAGUUCCGACUGGUGGGAAAAUGGUCCUCCGCCAAGGGCUGUCGCUGGGGCCGGAGACCGCGGCGCGGGUGGGCGGGCGCGGCGGGGGUGGGCGGAGGAGAGGCGGCGGCCGGGAUUGGCCAGCGGCGGAGGGGGCGGGGCCGCGGAGAGGAGCACUCCGCACAGCCAUGGCCGCUCCUCGCGACAGGGUAGCGCACUUGCUGAGGCAACUGCAACGCGCAGCAUGGCUGUUUCAAAUAUUAGAUAUGGAGCAGGAGUUACAAAGGAAGUGGGCAUGGACCUACAAAACAUGGGUGCUAAAAAUGUUUGUUUGAUGACAGACAAGAACCUCUCCCAACUGCCUCCUAUACAGACAGUGAUGGAUUCCUUCGUGAAGAAUGGCAUAAACUUUAAGGUUUAUGAUAAUGUGAGGGUGGAACCAACCGAUAGAAGCUUCAUGGAAGCUAUUGAAUUUGCCAAAAGGGGAGCUUUUGAUGCCUACGUGGCCAUGGGUGGCGGCUCCACCAUAGACACCUGCAAAGCCGCUAAUCUGUAUGCAUCCAGCCCUGACUCUGAUUUCCUGGACUACGUCAAUGCCCCCAUUGGGAAGGGAAAGCCUGUGACUGCGCCUCUUAAGCCUCUGAUUGCAGUCCCAACUACCUCAGGAACUGGGAGUGAAACUACUGGGGUUGCCAUUUUUGACUACGAACACUUGAAAGUAAAAACUGGUAUUGCUUCGCGAGCCAUCAAACCCACACUGGGCCUGAUUGAUCCUCUGCACACCCUGUACCUGCCUGAGCGGGUGAUCGCCAACAGUGGCUUCGAUGUGCUUUGUCACGCCCUGGAGUCCUACACUGCCCUCCCGUACCACAUGCGGAGCCCCUGCCCUGCAAACCCCGUCACCCGGCCAGCCUACCAGGGCAGCAACCCCAUCAGUGACAUCUGGGCAGUCCACGCGCUGAGGAUCGUUGCUAAGUAUCUGAAGAGGGCUGUCAGAAAUCCUGAUGAUCUUGAAGCAAGGUCUAAUAUGCACUUGGCAAGUGCUUUUGCUGGCAUUGGCUUUGGAAACGCUGGUGUUCAUCUGUGCCAUGGAAUGUCUUACCCAAUUUCAGGCUUAGUGAAGACAUAUAAAGCAAAGGAUUACAAUGUGGAUCACCCACUGGUGCCUCACGGCCUUUCUGUGGUACUCACCUCCCCCGCAGUGUUCACUUUCACGGCACAGAUGUCUCCUGAGCGCCACCUGGAGAUGGCAGAAAUACUGGGAGCCGACACCCGCACUGCCAGGAUCCCAGAUGCUGGGCCUAUUUUGGCAGACACGCUGCGGAAAUUCCUAUUCGAUCUGGAUGUGGCUGAUGGCCUAGCUGCCAUUGGCUACUCCAAGGCCGAUAUCCCCGCAUUAGUGAAAGGAACACUGCCCCAGGAAAGGGUCACCAAGCUUGCACCACGCCCUCAGUCAGAAGAGGAUCUGUCUGUUCUGUUUGAAGCGUCAAUGAAACUGUAUUAAUUUUCAUUUUCACUGAAAGAAUUACCAUUGGCCAUCGUAAUUCUGAAAACAGAAGUUGAUCUAGCAAGAGCUUUGUCUUUUCACCUCCACACGUAACUUCCCUGUUACCAGCUUGAAUGUGAUAUAAUUUUAUCCUGUAGAAGAUUCCCUGAUGCUCCAAGUCCAGCUACUUCCAUAGAACACAAUGGACAAACGCCCACCAUGCUGGACCCUCAGCCAGACUUCAGAGGUCCAUGUUCCUGCCCCAAACCCUGCACACUACCCCUGCUCCAUGUAUCAAAAGGGCAAACACUCAGUAUCUACCAAAAAUAUUAAUGUGUAUAUCCUAUGCCCAGUAAUCAACCCCACAUCUAGAAAUUUAUCCUAGAAAAUACUAGCACAAGUGUGUAAAGAAAUAACGCAAGGAUGUUUCUGGCAGCGCAUUUUCUAAUAAUAAAAAAUUUGAAAGAA
This is a messenger RNA of Physeter macrocephalus (sperm whale), 1962 nucleotides long. It is a transcript of the gene ADHFE1, whose product is annotated as alcohol dehydrogenase iron containing 1. Bases 1 to 1512 code for a protein of 503 amino acids. The transcript has 12 exons. Gene Ontology annotation, cellular component: mitochondrion. NCBI's taxonomy places the organism in Eukaryota, Metazoa, Chordata, Mammalia, Artiodactyla, Physeteridae. Gene Ontology annotation, molecular function: metal ion binding; alcohol dehydrogenase (NAD+) activity. The record is from RefSeq and is a predicted model, not a curated record.